Messenger RNA from Patella vulgata (common limpet), 1387 nucleotides. Its product is annotated as GTPase IMAP family member 4. The transcript has 5 exons. Lineage: Eukaryota; Metazoa; Mollusca; Gastropoda; Patellidae. Gene Ontology annotation, biological process: regulation of apoptotic process. Gene Ontology annotation, molecular function: GTP binding. The coding region runs from base 194 to 1387 and encodes 397 amino acids. The record is from RefSeq and is a predicted model, not a curated record.
CGAAACUAUAAACAAGGAAGAAAUUUAUUGAACGAAGUUAACGUUAAAACAGAGGAAGAAAAAUUUCACCAGACGACUCACUUUAGAUAAAAAACAAAGUGAGUUUCUAGGAUAAAGGGCUGUAAAGGAUAUAUGGUAUGGUCAUAUCUUGAUAAAAUUACCUCAAUUAACUGGUUAACAGAUAUCAAAGAAAAUGGCCGGCGUCUCCAGUGUACCAGAAAUUCGUCUGACAUUGAUAGGGAAAGUAGGAGCAGGGAAGAGUUGUCUUGGCAACUCAUUGUUGAAGAAAAACGAAUUUAUUUCUCGGCAGGACUCCCAAUCAGUUACAUCAGAAAGUUCGUUAGGACAACGUCGUUUAAUGUUAAAUGGUAUUGAAACAGAACUGAAAAUAGUUGAUACACCAGGAUUAUUUAGCAUAGGUAAAAAGAACUCCAGCACAGUUAAAGAAAUCGUUAAGUGUAUCGAACUCUUAUCACCUGGUCCGCAUGCCUUUAUUUUCGUGAUUAAAAUCGGUCGACUUACACACGAAGAUCAAAAAGUUUUAAAGUAUUUUAAAGAUACAUUUGGUGAACUAGUUGAUAGGUUUGGUGUGGUUGUGUUCACUGGAUCUGAUUUAUUAAAUGAUAUAAGUUUUAAGGAUUGGAUUCAGGGUGCCACAAACACUUUUAAAUCUUUCCUGAAACGUUGUAAAAACAGAUACACUAUUAUUAAUAACUUAGAUAACUUGGAAAGAAAAUCUCGUGAUUUGGACAAUAUCCUUAAUCUUGUACAAAAAACCAUCAAGGAUAAUCAUGGCGAAUUUUAUCAAAAUGAGAUGUUUGAAGAGGCAAAAAAUCUGUUUGAAGUGAAAUUGAAAGAUGAGCGUGAAAAUGUAAAGCUGCAAAUUCAACAACUUACCGCAGAACGUGAAAAGGAACGUGACGAAUGGAAGAGAAAAGAACAAGAAUUGUUGGCUCGUAUUCAGAAAAAUUCAGUCGAAUACCAUGAGAGCUCACCUGAUGCUAAGAGGAGAAAGGUUAUACCUAGAAGAGAGAAAGGGGUGAUGUUACCUGAAGAUAACUUUAAGAUAAUAUCUAACUAUGUGUAUUUAACCGAGAAUCUGGAUCCUCUACACCCAUUGUUAGACAGCUUAUAUGAAAAACAAGUACUAAAUGAAGAUGACUUGGAAAAAAUCGACAGAGCGAAAUCUGAAGGUACAAAUGCAAUGAUACGUCAAUUUCUAGAUAUUCUUCGCAAUUGUGGUAUAAAUGCAUAUUCUAAAUUCAUCCAUUGUUUAAAUAAAUCAGGAUAUGGAGCAGUCGCUGAACAAUUAGCAUCGGAUAUUGAUAUGGAUGGUAGAAAUGGUCUCGUUCAGAUAUGUAACAUAACAUUAUUUUGUUAUUUAUAA